Perkinsus marinus ATCC 50983 is the source of this 987-nucleotide messenger RNA. RefSeq lists its product as hypothetical. The record is from RefSeq and is a predicted model, not a curated record. NCBI's taxonomy places the organism in Eukaryota, Perkinsozoa, Perkinsida, Perkinsidae. Bases 1 to 987 code for a protein of 328 amino acids. The transcript has a single exon.
AUGACUGAGACAAGUGUUACUUCAAGUGGGGGUGAGGGAGGCAAGACGGACAAAGACCAGCAGCAUGGUGCACCGCCCGGUAUUCUUGUCUCUCAAACCUCUUCUGCCCUCUUCUCUGCUGCGUUGCGUGAUGCCGCCCGUUCUACUCUUGGUAAUGAAGGUGAGACUCCUUCAUUAUCCCUGGCUGAGCUAGUCGCUCUAUCUCCUGUGAAAGUUUGUGAAGAACUUUUAGGUUUCUCCAUCCAUUCUCCUGCCUUAGAAAAUCUUUUUUUCAUUGGCACUAAUGGAUCGAAGCUUGGCGUCAGCCUUUCUGGCUUCAGCUCUGCAUGGAAUCUACCUCCUCAUCAUGAGGCCUAUUAUGAUGCUACGUUGUGGAAUGCCAUUAAGCCUAAGACCGGAACUGUCAGUCCACGUUUCACGUAUGAGCGCUUUACGCGAACAUUGUCUCUAUCCGUUUCCGAGUGUGUUGGAAACACUGCUCCGAUUCGUCUAUAUGCUUACUGUGGGUUCCUGCCAAGACCUAUUGCCGAUACCAUCAAGACUGCCCUUCUCUCCAAAGUUUCUCCCGAUGGAACUGCAGUGGAUGGUAACUCUGAUGUUCUGGUGCGGCGUCAGAUUCAGAAGAUCACCUUUAAGCCCAAAGAUGAGAUUCCAGCGGAUGAACUCCGCGUUCUUUACCAACGUUAUGUUGAUAGUUGCCAAGGUAUCCUCAACAAGGCUGAUGCUCAACUCAAGGAGGUCCAAGAACUCGAGUUGCCUAAUCUUAGGCAUCCUCUUAACCUUUUGAAGCAAUGGGCAUCUCUACCACAAGCUAUCGAGCACGGCGAUAGUCUGGUUCGUACACUCGAGCGAGAGAGGCGCAUCCAGUCUAGGUUGGCAUCCCAUCCAUCUGGUGUGAUCCUUACCUGGGCAACGAGGCGUCUCUUCUACGGUGCUCUCCUCCGUGCGACUCCUCUUUUUCAUGAUUCUGAUAUUGGUUUUUGCUGA